AGAGAGCGACAGGACCAGAACCACAGAGACAUUCCCACAUCAGUUUAAUCUGCUGGGAUGAAAGCUCUGGAACAACUCAUGCCGCUGUGUUAAACUCCUGAUGGAUUUAGAAACUUCAGCAACCUCCUCCAUCCUGGAGCUCAUCCACAUGAGACCAGUAGAGGUGUGGAUGUCCAUCAGACCCAACUGACCCACCACAGAUGCAGAGGGGAGGCAGUAUGCCUGUGGCCCGCAGGAAAGCCAGGCUAGUCUGUGUGAUGGUAAUGCUCAACAUCUGCAUUUUCAUCCUGAUGGGUGUGACGUGGAAGCUUGUAAAAAGUGGCCCGCAGAAGGUGCGAAUCCCAUCCAAGAGGUUUUGGCGCCGACAGAUACGGAGUGAAUCCUUCUGGAACAAGGAGCAGCAGCGUCUGGACGUCAUCUACAACCCCAUCUUUAACCCUGCACUGUCUGGCGAGUCCCUCAUCAUGCAUCCGGAUUGGCUGAAUGACACCGGACCGCUGAACCUCUGUGAUUCUGACUACAGAGUCCUCACACAAAUCUCGGACUACAACUCCUUGCCACAGCGCUUUCAGGACUUUCUUUUGCACAUGCGCUGCAGGACAUACCCCAUGCUAAUAAAUCAACCCCAUGUCUGUAAUGAAAAACCAUUUUUGCUGCUGGCAGUCAAGUCACUGAUCCCACAUUUCGACCGACGGCAGGCCAUUCGUGAAACAUGGGGAAGAGCAGGUGUCUUAGCCAAUCGGACUGUGGUGACGGUGUUCCUGCUGGGCAACACCUUACCGGUAGACCACUUUCCAGACCUGCUGGGGAUGCUGGAUCAUGAGGCGAAGCUUCACAAUGACGUGCUCCAGUGGGACUACAGGGAUUCCUUCUUCAACCUUACCCUGAAGGAGGUCCUCUUUCUCGAAUGGUUCAGCAAACACUGUCCUCAAGCUCGGUACGUUCUCAAGGGCGACGAUGACGUGUUCGUCAACACCUUACGAGUUGUUGACCUUCUGGAAGGCCUAUCGGACAGGGAGGCUAAGGAUUUGUUCAUAGGUGAUGUUAUCAGUAAUGCAGGUCCACACAGAGACCGGAACCUUAAGUACUACAUCCCUGUGAGUGUGUUUGUGGGCCAGUACCCACCGUAUGCUGGUGGUGGAGGAUAUCUGUUGUCUGGGGACUUAGUGACGCGCCUUUACAAUGCAUCUCAGCAGGUAGUCUUGUUCCCUAUUGAUGAUGUCUAUACAGGGAUGUGUCUGAGGAAGCUGGGCCUGGCUCCUACAAAACACACCGGCUUUAAGACUUUUGACAUUGUGAAAAAGUACAGGUCGAGCCCCUGCAUCUACAGGAGCUUGUUGCUGGUUCAUAGCCGGACGCCGCAGGAAAUUUUAGAAAUCUGGCCGUGGAUUGUCCGCCCUGAGCUGGGCUGCCAGUGAACUUUAUUUUUUUUUCACAUUUUUAACAAACUGAGUGACAUGAAAGAGUAAUAUUGGAUAUUCUUAUGCA
Molecule: messenger RNA, 1488 nt
Organism: Stegastes partitus (bicolor damselfish)
Lineage: Eukaryota; Metazoa; Chordata; Actinopteri; Pomacentridae
Product: UDP-GlcNAc:betaGal beta-1,3-N-acetylglucosaminyltransferase 2-like
Exons: 3
Coding region: 201-1418 (405 amino acids)
Biological process (GO): poly-N-acetyllactosamine biosynthetic process; protein O-linked glycosylation
Cellular component (GO): Golgi membrane
Molecular function (GO): UDP-glycosyltransferase activity; hexosyltransferase activity
Source: RefSeq, a predicted model, not a curated record